AUGAAGCUCACAAAAGAAGAUAUUGCACAGCACAAUAGCAGGGAUUCUUGCUGGGUGGCUAUCCAUGGUGGGGUCUAUGAUGUGACAGACUUUCUGGACUCCCAUCCUGGCGGUGCAAAUGUAAUCUUGCGUUGCGCUGGCAGAGACGCGACCAAUGAAUUUGACUCUGUCCAUUCGAAAGAGACCUUGACCGAAGGCCUUCCCAAAAGUGCCUUGAAAGGUCAUAUCGAUGCAACAGAAUUGAAGACCUCAAAUUAUGCUGAAAACACAAACCCGGAUUGCAAUCCGGCGGAUAGCAGUCCUCCACCAUUAGGCACCCUCAUCAACCUGCACGAUUUUGAACAAGUAGCCCAAAAAUAUCUCACUGCAAAUGCCUGGGCGUAUUAUUCAUCUGGAGCAGAUGACGAGAUCAGCAAACGGAACAACGCCAAAGCAUAUCAAAAAGUCUCUCUGCGACCUCGAAUCUUACGAAAAAUUCCAAGCGUGGACACCACAACAUCAAUUCUAGGCCACAAAGUAUCCCUUCCGGUCUAUAUAUCUCCUGUCGGAAUUGCCAAGUUUGCACACCCUGAUGGAGAGUGUGCCUUGGCUGCAGCCGCAGGCAAAGAUGGAUUGGCACAAGUCCUCGCCAAUGGCGCCAGUAUGCCAAUUGAGAGGGUCAUGGAGGCGCGCACAUCAGCAGAUCAGCCGUUAUUUGCCCAAUUGUAUGUCAAUCGCGAUAUUAACAAGUCGGUGGACACUAUUCGGCGAGCAGUGAAGGUUGGAGCUCAAGCAAUUUGGAUCACUGUUGACUCUCCGGUGGUUGGGAAAAGAGAAAUGGAUGAGAGGCUGAAUUUGAGCGUGACGGCGGAAGAUAGCACUGCUCAAGGACAAGGGGUUGCGAAGAUUAUGGCGAGCUCGAUAUCCCCCUUCAUUGACUGGAGUAUUCUUUCAUGGUUGCGAGACCUGACGGACCUCCCUGUCGUUAUCAAGGGUAUUCAGUGCGUUGAAGACGCCGUACUCGCUUAUGAGCAUGGGGUGCAAGGGAUCGUUCUCUCCAACCAUGGCGGUCGAUCUCAAGACACAGCUCAAUCGCCACUGAUCACUCUUCUCGAGAUCCGCAAAUUUGCACCGUUCUUGCUGAAAAGCAAAAUGCAGAUUUUCAUCGAUGGUGGAAUUCGUAGAGGGACAGACGUCCUUAAAGCCAUUGCUUUGGGGGCUACUGCGGUUGGAUUGGGUCGGCCGUUCCUAUUCAGUUUGUCAGCAGGUUAUGGGGAGAAGGGGGUGCGGCGUAUGGUGAAGAUCCUUAGGCAGGAGAUCGAAUCCAAUAUGGUCUUCCUUGGGGCCACCAGUCUUCAGGAGUUGUGUCCAGAGAUGGUGAAUGCGGGUCGUUUGGAACGGGACUUGGUUGGUAGCGUCAAGUUGUAA
Molecule: messenger RNA, 1407 nt
Organism: Penicillium odoratum
Lineage: Eukaryota; Fungi; Ascomycota; Eurotiomycetes; Eurotiales; Aspergillaceae
Product: FMN-dependent alpha-hydroxy acid dehydrogenase
Exons: 4
Coding region: 1-1407 (468 amino acids)
Molecular function (GO): oxidoreductase activity; heme binding
Source: RefSeq, a predicted model, not a curated record